Molecule: messenger RNA, 1563 nt
Organism: Thelazia callipaeda (thelaziosis nematode)
Lineage: Eukaryota; Metazoa; Nematoda; Chromadorea; Rhabditida; Thelaziidae
Source: the annotation of a GenBank genome assembly
AUGUAUUGCAAUGAUAAGUGCAUGUUACUUUUAUUAAUUGCUUCUGCAGCACUGUCUGCUUGUUUUUGCUUGCAUUUGCACAAAGAUCCUGUUACGUAUAUUCCCUCCGACAACAGCGUUGUUGAGAAUGGUGCAAAAAAUUACAAAUGGUCAGAGGAAUGGCUCUACGAUGUUCCAGUGGAUCAUUUCUCGUUUUCUAAUGAUCAAACGUUCCGCUUACGUUAUUUGAUCAAUACCGAUCAUUUUUUGACCAAUGGACCUAUUUUUCUUUAUACUGGAAAUGAAGGAAAUAUUGAGUUAUUUGCACAGAACACAGGUUUGAUGUGGGAUUUAGCACCAUUAUUCGGUGCAGCAGUAGUGUUUGCUGAACAUCGUUUCUACGGCAAGUCCCAACCAUUUGGUGCUCAAAGUUAUGCAAGAGUGAACAAUGUUGGCUAUUUAUCGUCAGAGCAAGCACUAGCUGACUUUGCUGAACUUAUUCGAUUUCUCAAAACUGAACGUCUUUUGAAUGCUCGGAGGUCACCGGUCAUUGCGUUUGGUGGAUCGUAUGGUGGAAUGCUUUCAGCAUGGAUGCGUAUAAAAUAUCCACAUUUGGUCCAAGGCUCGAUAGCAUCUAGUGCUCCGGUUUUCUGGUUUCUUGACAUGUCAGUUCCAGAAGAUGCGUACAGUCACGUUGUCAAGCGAUCAUUCUUGAAUUCCGGCUGUGCAGAGCAGAACAUCAUAAAUGCUUGGAGUGCUCUCGAGAAACUGGCAUCUUCAGCAUCUGGUCUUGAUUAUUUGAAUCGUUUAUUUCAUUUGGAAUCAAAAUCACACUUAAAUAAAAGUAGUGAUUGGUUGAUGCUUCGAGAAUAUCUUGAAGAGAUAUUUGAGUCGAUGGCUAUGGUAAAUUAUCCGUACCCAAGCAACUAUCUCACAGAACUUCCUGGAUGGCCUGUGAAGGUUGCAUGUGGAUUUUUCAAUAGUACCCAGAAAGUUAGCGCAGAAGAAUCUGCUCAGAGUAUGUAUGCUCUUAUGAAUCUCUAUUAUAACUAUACUGGCAAAAGAGAGACUUUUUGUAUCAAUCCGAUUGUGUGUGAUGAUUCGGCAUAUGCAGCUCUCGGUGAUCCAUUUGGCUGGCCUUGGCAGUCUUGUACUGAAAUGGUUAUGCAACAGUGUUCUUCAGGACCACCAAAUGAUUUCUUUGUCAAGAACUGUCCCUUCACACUUGAAGGUCAACUUACUUAUUGUAAGAAAAUUUUUGGCAAGAUUGGAUAUACGAAAAGUAUAAUGCGACCACACUGGACAAUUUUAAACUAUGGGCACCAAUAUCCAACUGCCACAAAUAUUAUUUUCAGUAAUGGAUAUUUGGAUCCUUGGUCAGCUGGGGGCUGGUCACAAAAAUCAGAGGAAAUACGGUCAUUAGUGAGCAUUAUCAUUGAGGAUGGUGCGCAUCAUUACGAUUUACGUGGCAAGCAUCCGUUGGACACGGAUUCCGUCAAAAAUGCGAGGCGCUUGGAAAAAUUAUACAUAAAAAAAUGGCUGAAAGAAGAGAAAUUGCAUUCAGUGAAAAAAAAUAGUUAUUGA